Molecule: messenger RNA, 960 nt
Organism: Hydra vulgaris (swiftwater hydra)
Lineage: Eukaryota; Metazoa; Cnidaria; Hydrozoa; Anthoathecata; Hydridae
Source: RefSeq, a predicted model, not a curated record
AUGUUUCCAAAAGCUCAUCACUCUCGUUUAAUAGAUGUAUGUCGUGCAAGAUGGAUUGCCAGAAUUGAUGGUUUAGAUGUGUUUAUAGAGGUACUUCCUGCUAUAAUUAAAUGCUUUGAGCUAAUGAUUAAUAACAAUGAAAAGUCUUGGAAUCAUGACUCAGUGCGUGAUGCAAAUAGUUAUUUCUUUGUUACUAGAUCUUUUCAGUUUCUUGUUACUUUAGUAGUGGUGUCUCGCUGUUUGGAACGACUAAGAUCAGACAUUGAACACAGUCAUGGUGCUUGGUAUAGUGAGGCAGUUGUAUUGGCAGCUAGUGUUAGUGUUUAUGAGCACAAGCCUCGUACAAUAGGAAAACAGCUUAAUCGAAAUAAUUGUCCUAGUGAAUCUAUUAAUGAGUAUUACAAGAAAGUCAUUACAAUUCUUUUUCUUGACCAUUUAUCAUCCCAGAUUCAAUUACGUUUUUCUAAUAAAAACAUUGCUGUUUAUAAUGGAUUCUUUGCAAUGCCAACUAACGUUUUAAAUGUUGCUGAAUGGAGAAGCAACUUUUUUCUUUUUUCAAAUGAGUAUGAGAAUGAACUUCCGGAACCACGGUAUAUCAUGACCGAAUUGAACAUGUGGGAAGAUUAUUGGCGUAGUUUUAAAAAUUCCCUUCCAACUACUCUAACCAAACUCCUUCCUCUUAUUGAUAGAAUAACUUUUCCUAAUAUAGUUACCUUAGUUCAAAUUCUUGCAACUAUUCCAGUAGCAACAUGCACUUGCGAAAAAUCAAUCUCUGUUAUUCGUCGUUUAAAAACCUAUCUACGUAACACAAUGUCACAGAAUAGAUUUAAUAGUCAUGCUUUAAUGCACGUUCACCAAGAUAUCAGCAUCGAUGUAAAUGAAGUGAUUGAUUGUUUUGCUAGGAAAAAUCCUCGUAGAAUGAAACUUAGUAAUUUAAAUAGUGGUCCUAGAAAGUUCUGA